UUGUGCCCCCGCAAAAUAAGUGGCAGACAGACAGCGCGAUAGUGCGAAAGUCGGCCGAUUAUACACAUGUCGGUACAAUAGUAAUUCUCAACGAAGCAGUAAAUAAUCAGCCCCGGUCGUGUUAGUGAUAAGAACAAGUUCCACAAUACCAAAAGAAAAUCGGCUUAUUUGGACUAUUUAAAGAGCAUUCUCUUAACCAUGCAGCCAGUUCUGGAAGUGAGCAUCUACACGCUGCUGAAGAUGGCGUUCAUUUGGCAGCUGAUCUCGGCGGCCAUCUACCUCGUAGGACUGCUCACCGUCGGUGUGUUCCUGUACGACAACCUGAAGUCCUUGGUCAGCAUAAUCAAGGCCGUUUUGGAACCCUACUUCCAGCCACACUUGCCAAAAACAUUGGUGGAUAAGUUCGGACAGUGGGCAGUGGUGACUGGAGCCACCGAUGGCAUUGGCAAGGAGUACGCCAGGGAGCUGGCUCGCCAGGGUAUCAACCUGGUGCUCAUCUCGCGGACGAAGGAGAAGCUUAUUGCGGUGACCAAUGAGAUAGAGAGCCAGUACAAAGUGAAGACCAAGUGGAUUGCAGCGGAUUUCGCCAAGGGACGCGAGGUUUACGAUCAUAUCGAAAAGGAACUGGCGGGCAUAGACGUUGGCAUUUUGGUGAACAACGUGGGCAUGAUGUAUGAGCACCCGGAGAGCCUUGACCUGGUGUCAGAGGAUCUUCUUUGGAACCUUCUCACCGUCAACAUGGGAUCGGUUACCAUGCUCACCCGCAAGAUUCUGCCCCAGAUGAUUGGCCGCCGAAAGGGAGCCAUUGUUAACCUGGGAUCGUCCUCCGAACUCCAGCCACUGCCCAACAUGACCGUCUAUGCUGCGAGCAAGAAGUUUGUCACCUACUUCUCCAAAGCCCUGGAACUGGAGGUGGCGGAGCACAAUAUCCACGUGCAGCUGGUGAUGCCCAACUUUGUGGUGACCAAAAUGAAUGCCUACGCCGAUCGGGUAAUGCAGGGAGGUCUGUUUUUCCCGAACGCGUACACUUUUGCCCGGUCCGCCGUAUUUACACUGGGAAAAACGAGCGAGACCAACGGUUUCUGGACCCAUGGCAUUCAGUAUGCCUUUAUGAAACUGGCUCCCCUGCCGAUCCGCACAUACUUGGGACACCAACUGUUCAAACGACUGAGAAUCGAGGCCCUCGAGCAAAAGCAAAAGAAACUGAAGCUUACUUAAGUCACUUAAGCUAGGUUAGGAGUCAUGUAAAUAUUUGGUUCUUAGUCAUAAGGCUUAAACUAUUAACUAGAAAAAAAAAACA
Messenger RNA from Drosophila sechellia, 1300 nucleotides. Its product is annotated as hydroxysteroid dehydrogenase-like protein 1. Lineage: Eukaryota; Metazoa; Arthropoda; Insecta; Diptera; Drosophilidae. The transcript is spliced from 5 exons. Bases 199 to 1218 code for a protein of 339 amino acids. The record is from RefSeq and is a predicted model, not a curated record.